AUGUUUCGAAAAGAACUUUCUCCCACUAGUAGGAGCUGUCACAUUCAAGCCAGUGAUAUAAUCGCUUCUGGUGAAAAGUUCGUAUGGGUUAGCAGAAAAUCUCUUCCAUGUAAAAUGGUUAAAACGGAUUUUAGUGUAUGGUCAUUUGUGAAACAAUCCAUUGGAAAGGAAUUAUCUAAAAUCACUAUGCCAAUCAUUCUUAAUGAACCGUUAAGUUUUCUACAACGUAUUGCUGAAUACAUGGAAUAUUCCGAAUUACUAGAUCAAGCAGUUGAAGAGAAAGAUCCUAUUAAACGUAUGGAGCUUGUAUCAGCAUUCGCUGUAUCUAGUAUGUCAUCGAAUGCUGGUCGUAUUGGUAAACCAUUCAAUCCAUUGUUAGGUGAAACUUACGAAUUACACUACAGGAAUUUUGUAUUCGUUGCAGAACAAGUAUCUCAUCAUCCACCAAUCACAGCUUUUCAUGUUGAAUCAGAUAAUUAUAGUCUGCGUGCUACUCUACAAUUUAAAUUACGUUUUUGGGGUAAAUCAAUUGACGUUCAACCGAAAGGAUUAGUUACAUUACAAUUAUAUCAUUUUAAUGAAUCUUAUACAUGGCAAAAUGUCAAUUUAACAAUACAUAAUAUCUUGACUGGUAAAAUUUGGGUAGAACAUACUGGCACAUUGCGUAUCACUAAUCAUUCGUUAGGAUUAUAUUGUCAGUUAGAAUUUCAUCCAUCUAAUUCGUUUGGACAUAGUUGUAAUCGUGUUAUCGGUGAAUUAUAUGCUCCAUCAACAUUAGAUAAAAUGCAGGUAGUUUCAGCUUCAAAUACAUCUCAUAAUACUACUAUUAAUACUAUCAGUAAAAAUAUAUUUAAUCAUCAUAAUAAUUCAUAUGUAUUAAAGAGAAUAAUUUUUGGUAAUUGGUCUCGUGGUUUAUUCACAGUCGAACCGAAUGUUUGGAAUGAAAAGGAGGAAAUCAUUGAUAACCACCCAAAGAAAAACAGUAAUAACAACGAUAAUAAUGAUGCUGAUGGACAAUCGACCAGCAGCUCUGAAUGUAUUGAAUCAGUGGAUUAUGGAUUCGAAAUACCACUAACUGGGCAACGUCGUCUAUGGAUUGCUACACCGAAACCAAUUAAUUCAAAGGACUAUUAUGAUUUCACACAGUACACAAUGGGUUUAAAUGAAUUAACAAUCUGUAAAUCGACAAUGAGUAAUGAUAAUAUAACUGAUAAUCAAAAAAAUUCAAGCGUGAUCAUGUCGAAUUGUACAAAUAACAUUAGGGAAGUAAUUCCAUGUCAAGAGAAUUCAAUGUAUGAACAGUUUCUUCCACCGACAGAUUCCAGAUAUCGUCCAGAUAUACGUUUAUUUGAAAUGGGUCUUAUUGACAAAGCAGCUAGUGAAAAAUUACGUUUAGAAGAGAAACAACGUUAUAAGCGUAAAUCAUUAAAUGGUCAACGAAAAAUCUCUAAUUUCAAUUGGCCAAUAUCAACUAAUCAUAAGUCGACUGGUAAACAGUUAAAUCUUACAGAUAUGAAUAGCGCUACAGUGAAUAAUACAGCUAAACAAUUUUUUACAAAUAAUCCAUUUAAAAAAGCAUUUUCAUCAAAUUCAACUGGGCAUCGUUCUACAUUAGCUGAUGACAAUGACAAUGAUAAGAAUUCAUGUAAUUCUUAUACUACUACUACAUCGGAUAUAAGUUCUAAUAACAGUUACAAUCAAAUUAUUAGUCCAUUAUGGUUUAUUCCAUCAGUGAAUCCAUUUACUAAACAAGAAGAAUGGCGAAUGACCGGUGAUUAUUGGAAAAGAGAUUGGAGUAAAUGUCCAGAUUUAUAUUAA
Schistosoma curassoni is the source of this 1818-nucleotide messenger RNA. The record is from the annotation of a GenBank genome assembly. NCBI's taxonomy places the organism in Eukaryota, Metazoa, Platyhelminthes, Trematoda, Strigeidida, Schistosomatidae.